This is a messenger RNA of Lactuca virosa, 2025 nucleotides long. NCBI's taxonomy places the organism in Eukaryota, Viridiplantae, Streptophyta, Magnoliopsida, Asterales, Asteraceae. The record is from the annotation of a GenBank genome assembly.
AUGCCGGGUAGCGUACAACAAGAUGCAAUGCGCGUCCACCUCAGCCACACUGAGCAAAUCUUGUACCCACAACCGUAUGCUCUAAGGGGUGUGUUACGCCUUUUACUUCCCGACCCUUCCGCCACCGCUCACUUUAUCUUUCCCUCAUCGCUCCACCGUCUUCCUUUUAUCUCUGCUCCAAAUUCCCUCCAAACUGUCGGUCAUUUUGCUCUUCUCGAUCCUUCCCACUGCUCACCUCCCAUUCACACUGUUCGUGGAGUAUGUUUAAUCCGACAACUGUUCAUCAUGUUAACCGAUUACCGCCUCAAAACCUUCUUCAUCUGCUUCUCACUCUAUUUGCUUCCGACUCUAUUUGCUUCCGACUCUGAUCGAUAUCGGCAUCGGCAGGAGUCGGUCGAUUCAUCCUUUAUUUUGCAUCCCCGGUUCCCGGUUGGAUUUCAACUCUCUCAUAGAUGCUUACACAAGAGCCAAGUUCCAGUAUGUUUUCCUCCAUCUGUUGUGCAUGCAUGCCUGUUGUUUCCUCAAAUCCAAAUAUGUUGGACAAAAGCAGACGACGUUGACAGCUGUGGAACCAAACCUGUUAUUUUUUCAUCAACCAUAGGAAUUGCCUCUGUGAUUCUUCAAGAACGAGGCGUUUGGAUUCUACGUUGUCGCACAUAGACACAGAAGUAAGCUACAAGAGCGACUCCAAAACUAGGGUUUUUUUUACACGUCUCUGAUCGGUUCCUUGAUUUCUAUCAGAUUGGAAAUAAAGAUGCUAUCGAGAAAGAUCAUGGUCGGACUCUGUGGCAUUUUGGCUAAAUAUGAAAUGAAUAGGAGAUAUCUUGGUAAUAUGGCUGAACUCAAACAACAUGUUCGUAAGAUUCUCAUGACAAAUAAGGUUAUAAUUCCAGCAAAGCUUUGAAGUUCCCUCACCUAGAAGUAAAUUAAUCAAAUGGCAAAUGUUAUAAUUCCGCGCAACUUUACAGAUUAGCAACAAUCUGGUAAGCGUAAGGAUGAUUUCACAAAAACUAGGAUCCUGUUGUUGGACUCGAUUUGGUCGUAUAUGAUACUGUGUUGAAUGUGUGUACUUUCUCCAGUCAGUGGAAGGGAGUUUCACGGGUGUUUGAGGAGUUGAGAAAAAGUGGUUUAAAACUCAUGGGAGCAACUUAUGGAAUUGCAAUGGAGUCAAUGAAGCGAAGAUUUUGUUAGCUGGGACAUCAUCAAAGCCGAAAAAGUACAACCCGGUGCAGCUACAUGUUGUGAGAUGUUUCAAUUCCACUUUUGACUAUUUUGCCCCUGUUGUGCUUUGGUGGAGUUUGACAUUUCUGAUGUUGCUACAUACAUUUGGUAAGUAUGCCAUGGGUUAGAUGAUGUUGGUAUGUGGUAAGGAAAUGCAAACCCUUAGCUUUUUUUUUAUUUCAAUAUUUUCAAUAAUCUUUGCUUUUUUUUUUUUCAAGAUUUUCAUAUUUGCUGCAUUUAAACACAUACAUUACACAUUUGUCAUUGACAUUAUUUCAAAUAGUAAAAAAAAUCAUUUUUCAAAGUGAUAAGAAAAAAAAAAAACUGCCGGUAUGAUUAAAAAAUAAACAACCCAACAAAAUUACAUUGUUGCAUAUUAUGUAUUUAUCAACACCAGUUUAGCCUGAUUCUAAUAACAUAUUUCAAUACAGUACAAAAAAAAAUAUAAUUUUCUUAUUUUAAUGCAAUUGUUUAUUACCGGUUGGUUGUCCAGCUCCCCUUUGAUUUUUUUUUUUCGUUUUUAUAUUGUGAGAAAUAGCAACGUACUUAACCUCUAUGCUUUAAUUUUUACCCAUAAUACCAACUUACUUAAAAUUUUCUAUUGGUUAUAGAAAAUUUUAACCUUUUGGUUUUUUCUUCGUUAUGUGGCAUGAGAUCAAAUGCUUGCAAAAGAUUGGAUGUGCAUUUCCUUCUUCAAGGAGGCUGAAGACACGUUAUUGUUGGAGAAUAUUGUAAUGGUCACUUCCAUUUAGCGUAUUCUCAUAUCUUUUCAUUAAAUAAAGUUCAUUGCUUGCAAUUGUUUAG